This is a messenger RNA of Clupea harengus (Atlantic herring), 1523 nucleotides long. RefSeq names its product keratin, type I cytoskeletal 18-like. Lineage: Eukaryota; Metazoa; Chordata; Actinopteri; Clupeiformes; Clupeidae. The record is from RefSeq and is a predicted model, not a curated record. Gene Ontology annotation, cellular component: cytoskeleton. Gene Ontology annotation, molecular function: structural molecule activity.
UUGACACCUCAUUCCACAACAGGUGACUGUUUUAGAAGUGUCACUUCCAUCCUUAAGCAGACAGGUUGCAAUGUCUCGUACUAGCUCCGCAAGUAUGUUCGGUGGGGCCGGGGGAAGAGACUCCCGGGCUUCUGUGUCCACUCUGAGGGGUCUCCGGAGCGCUCUGCGCCCCGACUCCCGAAGAGAUGGCGACAACUAUGCCUCGACCCCCGCCGAUGACAAGCAGACCAUGAAGGGCCUGAACAACCGUCUGUCCGGGUACCUGGGUCGGGUGCGGCAGCUGGAGAAGUCCAAUAACGAUCUGGAGGACAAGAUCAGAGACAUUUUGAAGAAGAGAGGAAAGACCACCGAUCAUGACUGGGAAGAGAUUGAGAGACCUCUGGUUGAUCUUAAGAAGCAGGUGCGCCAAAAGACCUUGGAGAAUGCUCGUCUUAUUCUGCAGAUUGACAACAGCAAACUGGCAAACGAAGAUUUCAAAAACAAAAUGGAGACUGAACUGCUUGUGCGUCAGAAUGUGGAGCGGGACCUUUCCGACCUGCGCAAGGUCAUCGAUGACACCCAGCUGUCUAAGAUGCAGCUGGAGAGUCAGAUCGAGGCCGUCAAAGAGGAACUGGCUUAUCUCAAGAAGGAUCACCGUGAUGAUGCGAUGGCGCUGCGUCAGAAAGUAAAGGAGUCUGACGUUACCGUGGAGAUGGACUCACCUGACUCUACCCUGGCUGACACCCUCAACAAGAUACGCGGGCAGUAUGAAUCGGUUGCCGUGAAAAACCGCGACGAAACUGACAGCUGGUACAAUAAGAAGUUUGAUAACAUCAAGGUUGAAGUGGCUAAAAAUACAGAGAGUCUCCAGUCCAGCAAGAAUGAGCUAAAUGACCUGCGUCGCCAGAAACAGCUCCUGGAGAUUGAUGUGCAGUCUAUGAACAAUAUGCACAUUUCUCUGGAGGAGACCAUGCAGGACACAGAGGGCCGUUACGGCCGUGAGCUGGCCCGCCUCAACCGCCUGCUGCAGCAGCUGGAGAGCGACCUGGGCCAGGUCAGGGACCAGGUGGAGCGGCAGUCUGAAGACUACCAGGCACUGCUCAACGUCAAGAUGAAGCUGGAGGCUGAGAUUGAGAGCUACCGCUGCCUACUGCACGGCAUCGACGACGACGGUGAGUUCUCCUUAGAAAGUGCCUUAAAGAGCGAGCCCCCAAAGAAAGAGUCAGCUAAGAAGACUAAGGCAAAAGCAGCGGACAAAGUUCCUGAGGAGAAAGCCGGGCCCGACACUCCAGCCAAGAAGUAACCAGCAUGAAGCAGGACAGCUGAGUGGCCAGCAUGAGAGGAGGAGUCCACAAGACUCACCUUUCCCUUCGGUGCUCAAGCCCUGCUCAGUGGCUAAACUUCCUAUGGGAAAGUAAUAUUGAAACAUGUAGAAAUAGGUUUUGGGGGAAAAAAGGUUUAGUUUUCUGUGCAGAAAUCUGAGUUGUUAACAAAUAAAGGCAUUCGAUUUGACUAGCAACGAUUUGACUUGUCUCUUUUAUUGU